Dreissena polymorpha is the source of this 1086-nucleotide messenger RNA. Its product is annotated as golgin subfamily A member 6-like protein 22. The transcript has a single exon. The record is from RefSeq and is a predicted model, not a curated record. Bases 1 to 1086 code for a protein of 361 amino acids. Lineage: Eukaryota; Metazoa; Mollusca; Bivalvia; Myida; Dreissenidae.
AUGGAUGAUGUACACUUGACUGAAAGAGAACAAAGGCCACGACGGAGAGAGCAGCUUGAGGCAGAUAUUGCCCAGAAAGAAAGAGAGAUACAAGAGAGAACAAAUGAGAACAGAUUGGACAAAAUAAAACAAAGGGACAGAAACAUAGAAAUGUUGCAAUUCCAAGAAUUACAACGGCAAAGAAAUGAGCUGAUAGAGAAAAGGAGAAACGCAAGACAAGAAAGGGAUGAGCAACAUAGAGUUGUUGAAGAACAGAGAACAGAAUUAAGAGAUAAGCCUUUGAGGACCCAAAGUAGGACUUCAGACAUUGAAAGUCAAAGACUAAAGGAGACCGUGAUUGAUAUAGAAUAUGAGGACGAUGAAUUGAAAGGAGCAUGUGGGCAUAUUAACAUCGAUUCGGAUAUCGAGAGAAUGGAAUUCAGAGAAAACAGCAGAUAUACCGAAAGGACAUAUACAGAUCAGUCACUUAUUACAAUCAUUGAAUACGGAUAUGUCGACCGUGAAAGGACAAUGCCUAAGGACCAGAAACAUUAUAAAUCUUUUGACCAGUUCUCAACCGUAAGCAAUGACACUGUAGACAAAGGAUUACAGUGGUUGCGAAGAAUGGAAAUUCAACUUGAAGAAGAACAUCAUGCGAAUUCUGAGGACAGAAUUAAAAUUGAGGGAGAGAUAAAUAGAACACAAGGUUACCAGUUGAUACACAAAUGCAACAAGAGGGACAUGGACUUUAAAAUGGAAAUGGAAACUUUGCAGAAGCAAAUUGAGUUAAUGAAACUCGAGGAGAGGGAAGCAGUCAGAAAGAUACAGAUAAAGGAAGAGUUGAGAGAAACAAAACAAAAAGAAAAGCUACAAGCAGAACAAAGGAAGCAAAAUGAAGACAGAUUGAGGACACUCAAACAAAAGAAAUAUGAAUUAGAACAGAGUUUACUGGAAAAGCAGAGCGUUCUGAGCUCACUGGCUGAAGAAGUACUUGCUAUUGGUGAAGAGCGAAAUAAACCUCAGAUCAAUAAGAUCAGUGAAAGCAAACAGGCUUUCAUGAUUAAACCAAAUAUACCGAAAUUUACAGAACCAAGCAAUUUUCCAUAA